GUAUGUUUUUGCAUGUUGGAUUUUAUAAUCUUUAUCAAGCUGUGCCCCUUAGCAUUUUCAUCUGGAGCUGGGGUUGCGUGGACUCCUCAUUGUCCGCGCACUAGCCUCUCACCUUCAUUCAACGGUGCCCUUGGGCAUGCGCAGUAACGCACGCGGGCGUCUCUCCUGCCCACUCGCUAAAAGGCGCGCGCGCGCACACUCUCUCUCUCUCUCUCUCUCUCUCGAUGUCACUUUGCUGCUGCUGCUGCGCUGUUUGCUGCUCGCGACUGCCGAGGAUCGCUUUGUCUCCCGCACACUGUCACUCCUUACUCCUGCGGUGCUCUCCCUUUCUCGAGCCGUGGCGCAGGUGCUCCUCCCGCGCGCUCCUCUUGGCUCAAUCCACGCCCCGCGACGUGGGUGCAGCCGCCUCUCCUCGGAGGAGCGCACCUCGGGACUAAGAUGGGCUGGAAGGACGGCGCAGCGGACGAACGUUAGCAUUAACCUCAUGGAUGCCUUAUUUGAUAAUGAGCUUGGAAUGCUGACCACAGAUGGACUGGAUGUGGAUGGGUGCAGGGUCGGCUGGACAAGCUCUGAGCUUCCAGAUGAUAUGUACUCUGCAUCUCACUUUGCUCUUAUAACUGCAUAUCAUGACAUUAAGAAUAGACUAUCUGGGCUGGAGCAUGAAAACUGCAGCCUCAAAAGGAAACUCAAGCUCUAUGAGCUCAAGUUCCCAAUGAUCAAUGACUUUAGUCAAGACCGAAAUUCUAUCUUUGAAGCUAAAGAAACCUCACUACUGAAAUCUGAAAAUAGCAACCUACAGCAACAGAUCAAUGAACUCAAGCAUGAGUUGCAAAAAAGCAAAGAACGUGAGGAGCAGCUGGAAGAUGUGAUCCAGGCCUAUGAGAAAAUUCAUAUGGAAAAGAGUAACCUCCAAAGAGAUCUGGACAAAAUGACUACACUGGCUGAGAAACAUGUGGAGCGAAUUCGGAGUCUGGAGCAGAUGGUAAGACAAAGAGACAGCACUCUGCAGGGACUCAAUGCAAAGCUGCGCAGUAAAGAAGUUCAGUACCUUCAGUUACAUGCCAGCCCUGAUAUUUCACAAUUGCUGGAUUGUCCAGCUUUAACACUACAGAGUUCACGCAGCCUGGACACACUUACUGACCUCAAACUGCAACGCUUAGAAGCAGAGCUUGAGGGAGCACGUUGUGAAGUUCAGGGAGCAUGCCAACGUGAAGAAGAGCUGAAAGGAGAAUGUAAUAGACUUCGGGAAGAGCUGCGACUCCUCCAAGAAGAGCAAAGACAGCAGAAGCUGGCAGUGCCCUGUGAUCGGUGUGAUGUGGAGUGGAUUAAAAAAGUUGGAGAUGAACAAGUGAAUCUGGCUUUGGCAUAUACAGAGCUGACUGAGGAACUGUGCCGACUUCAGAGUCUGAGUUCAAAGCAAACAGAGAUUCUAAGACAACUUUCUCAGGAGCAAAGCAAUUCGGUUCAACGCCAUUCUCCUGUCCCUCAGCGUCAUUCUCCAGUCCCUCAUCGCCAUUCUCCUGUCCCCCAGAGAAGAUCUCCAGUGCCACAACGGCUUUCCCCAGACAUCCAUCAGAGAUCUCUGGUACCAGAUUCCAGUGAUGGUCCUGCUUCAUAUGCUGCCCGACCAUCAAGUCAGCAUCUCAGAGCCACUUUUCAGGGUCGGAGAAGCUAUUCUGAGGUUAGUGACCCUGCAACAUACCAACGACCUUCAAGGCUAUCCAUUGACCCAGUCUCUACUCUGCCGAAACCACGACAAUAUGGAGACAGCUAUGUCAAGAAGCAACAACAGAAUGGCAGCAGCAGUGUGACCAGCAGCCCACGUCACCUCAGAGAUCCUUUUCCCCUUGAGCUGCCUCAUUUGUGUUUUGAGAAGCCAACUCCACCACCUCCACCGGCGCAGUCAUCAGAAGAUGAGGAAGACUGGGAUGCUCCCUCUAGUGCCACACCACAUCCUCUGGGUACUACUGGUCUCAGAGUACCAUCGCCAUGCACAGUCUUUCCCAUUCCCAGCCCUCCUGCUACCCUGAGCUGUCAUCCUUCAGGAUAUUUGCUGACAGAUCACGCUCAGUCCUGGCCUUCCAUUAAUCUGUGGAUGGAGACUGAAGACUCUGGCAUUAGGAGCUGCCCGCUUUGUCAGCUGACCUUCCCAGUCACCUACCCUGAUGAUGCUCUUAUUAAACACAUUGAUACUCACCUGGAGAACAGCAAGAUUUGAUUGCUUCUGCAUCUCUUGCAGGAGGUGCCAUUUCAAAAUUCAACUAUGUCUGCUUUUUUUUUUUCCUUGUGUCAUGUACACUUAUGAAGAGUAAGAUCACAGAGGGGAUUUUGUUUUUGUCCUCCUUAGAAUCUUGAGCAAUGAGCUAACAAAAACUGCAUGUUCCUGCAGUUGUGUUUUAAGAUUAAGGCACCUUUAUAUAUGUUUUUAUGAUGCUGCAUAUGUUGAUACUGCUUUUCAGUAGGGGAAAAAAUAAUAAAACUAGGUUUGUUGAAAUCACCAAAACAAGAAAAUAUCUUAAAGCAAUUUAGGUUAAAUGUCUAAUAAAGAUAACCUUAUCAUCUAAUUUCUAUUAAAACAGGGCUGACAUCUGUAAAAUGAGAAUAUGAAAAAAAACUGAUGAAAAUGCUUUCAUCUUGAGAAACACAUAGCUUUCUUUGGCUUUUUUCAGCCAGAAUAUUUGCAUUAUACAAUAAAAUUUACCAAAAUGAAGCCUUAAAUGAUAGGUAGCAAUCUCAUCGAUGUGUACAUGUAAAUGAAACGUGGAUGUGACUGAAUUACUUUAAUCCAAGGUUUAAAGGUUUACACACAUAAAAAAACAAGAUGACAAUACUGCAUUCAGCUGCUUUUCUUAAUACAUCCCAUCACCCAGUUCUUCACCAGCAACAAUUCAGGGGUGUCAGCCUUGGUUCCUGGUGGGCCUCACUGGGUACAGGUUUUCACCCCAAAUAAUUUCUUAAUCAGAAGCCAGUUCUUCUGUCAAUGUAAUCCUGUCAUUCAGCAACAGCAGACAUUUCUGAAGUUAUUAAUAUUCCUUUUCUCAGUAGCUCACCCACACCUUUUGUGGACUGGAGCAGAUCGGCGUUUUUCUAGCGCUUAACUCAGAGUAUCUCUCGCCAGAUGACUGCUGCACAGGUAACUGUUUGGCUGAUAGUCCUUGUUAUUUGUGUCUCAAUAUUUAACAGCUGGUUAAUAGGGUGAGCAAUUAAAGGCUCAGAAUGCAGCUGUUUAGUUGGAAAUCAGUCAGUUACUGGUUAGAAAUCUCAGCAAGGCACAGAAUCAAAAGUAAGCAGCACUAGUUUGAUUUCAUUUAAGCACUUCACUGGAACAAGCACCUGCAGCCACUGUGGCCCUACAAGAGUUCAGUUUGAUACCUCUGGCAUUAUUGAUUGCAGCCCAGUAGACAGCUUGGUCUACUUUAAAGUUAAUUAAUUAGAAGGCUGUUUUAUGGUGAGGACUACAUAAAAUGUCAGCCGAUUGGUUUUCAGAAAAUAACUGCCUUCUCUCAACAAUUUUCAAGCAGUCAUUUCAAUAAUUUUAUCCUUUUUUAAUGAAACACAAGAUUAAUGGUAGAGGUAAAUAUUCCUUUUUGACAGUGGAUUGAUUUUUUAAAUAAUUAGUUUAAAAAGUAGAUUUUAUAUUGUGUCUAAGUAGUACUUACUGAUUUAAUGGACUGCAUUUUCUAAGUAUAUGGACACGCAAUUCCUGUGUUCACAAUGCUUUACGAGGAAAAUGGGGUCACGGAUCAGCAGCAUCUGGUGCAUCAUCCUUGUCAUAAUCACAGAACAUGUUAAAGGGAAAAGUCACCAUUUUUUACAUAUGGGUUCAUCAUAAAACUUACUAGGGCUUGUGUUGACACAUAAACUGAGAUUAUGUUUGUUACUUGGAUUUUUAAUCAUCUAUAAUUUUUCCGCUAGAAUAUUUUUUUUGAAACCUGGAGACAUGGUAGUGCAGUGAUUAGUGUGGCUAUUUCAUGGAUCAGAGAUUCUAGGCUUAAAUCCCAUGCCCAGUCACAUCAUUGUCCUCCUGUAGUAUACACAGUCUCUGUGUGUUUAUCUCUUUCCUCGCACAUAUCAGUAUGUGGUUGUACAAAGCACAAUCUUUUACACACUGUUGGACCAGAUUUCCUCAGGUUUCUAUUAUUUCUGGAACAUCUUUGAAGAUGUCAUUCCAGGGUAGUCAUUUACCUUCAGCCAACCAUCUUUAAAGGUAGCUUCUUACAUCACAAUGCGGGGACCGUUCAAAGACUCAUGCAAAAUCUCCCCUGACAGGAAGAAGAGGGAGGGGGAAAAACUCAUUCCAUCAUCCUACAAGAUUGGAAGAAAAAAAUCUAAUUUAAAUUAAGGUACAGCUUUUAGAUAUUUCUGAAAAAAUAUGAAAUGGUGUGCCUUAGCAUUUAGCAUACUGUUUGUGCUUUAAGAUGUCAGAGGCUAACUUUAAAGCUGAUUGAUUCAACAUAAAUGACUAUCCCGAAAUGACUUUAUGUAGCUGCAAGAGCAAGAGAAGCCCAAAGAAAUCAGAAAUGCCCAUUCCACACUGAUAAGAAGCAGAUUUGUCACUUCUAGAUAUCAACAUUACAAACCACAUUGCUAUAUCAUUACUUCUUUAUUUCAAAAUGGAAAAUUUAAAUUACUGAAGUACACAAAUAAUUCAUAAGAUGAAAAAGGUAGGGUUAUUAUAAGGUAUUUAAGAUUACUUUAAAUGGGUUUCUGAAGGGAGGGCAGCUUAAUUUUAGUGAAGGGUAUGAACAGAAUGCAACAGAUAGAAGUUUUGAUUUGUCAGACUCUGUGGUGAACCCAUAUACCAAAAGAUGUGAGGCUUUCUCUUAUCUUUUCUGCAGCUUCUGCACUUGAAGUUUGUGUAGUAAAGCUAUACUACAGCAUGUUUAGCUGGAGGCUUAGCUGCAUUUAAGGAAGACAUCUCCAUGUUCAGAAUAUUUAGUGCAUUUCUGCACAGUAAAAUUAUCCAUGUUCAAUUAACACUUUAAGUGUUUAUUUAAGACUGUUCUUUCCAGAGUGGACCCCUAUAAAUACUUAAAGUUUAACACGGAUGAUUUUACUGUGUAGGAUGCUGAAACCAGCACACUAGCUGCAACGAAUCUAGUACCCAUUCAAUUUCCUAACUUUCAAUUAAUUUGAACUCUUCGCCUUUGUAAAUAUGACACUUUUUCUUUUAAGGAAAAUAGAUCUUAAUAGUUGGCCCAAGUAGGAUUGUUUAUGUAGCAAAGCCUGCACAGGAGGCAGGCAGUUCUGUCUUUUUUAUAUUUAUAGUCUGAAAACUGAACACUGACCUGUAUGGAAUUUUUAUAUUAAAUAGCUGGGCAGAGUAUGCGUGUGGGCAAGGUCUGAAGUAAAAAGGUUAGGUGCUUACAUCAGUCUAAGGACACCUAUUCAUGUCAUUGAAGUCUGUCAGACAAAUAACCAGUAUGUGAUAAAGUACCCUUCUGCAGCCCACACUAUCCCAUGGCACUUUAUAAGGAUAGAUACCUAUUUUUUUUAUAAAACUGUAAUAUAUAUAUGUAUAAUUUUUUUUGCUUAAUGACUGGAGCACACAGAUAUCGAGUGACCUGUUAGAAGCCACACAAUGGGUUAGAGCUGAUAAUUAAACCAGCAGCCUUGUGGUUCUGUUUCUUUAGCCACAGCACCACAUUGCUUGCCUAAGAGAUUUUGGAACUUUGUUCCCAAAUAACCUUUUAUGUUUAAUAAAGUGAUUUUAUUUCCCACUACUGCUCCUCACCAGAAAUCCAUCUUGAGCCCCUAAUAAUAAAUAUAGUACUUUCAAGGAAUCACAGCAGAGUAUUUUUUUUUCACAAAUGAGGCAUUUCUAAAUGGAGUUAUUCCAAUAUUCUGGGACCCCAAACUAAAUGCAUUGUUGGAGUGCUAAUUGACAAAAAGAGGACAAGCAAAACUAGAUGCCCUGUUAGUCCAUAAUAUAUCGCUCACCUCUUUAUCUACAAUUUGCUUUCAAGACAAAUGUUUUCCUUUUAAGUGUUGCACCUUUGCCAAAGUUAACUCCUGACAUUGUUCAUUCUAGUUCCUGUUCUGACCUUCUGCUUUGUUCAAUAUUAUCUGUAAAAUAUUUGGAGUCUUUUCUGUGCUCAGAUACUACUGUUUGCCAAUUUUCAGUAGGUCCGUCACUACUCAUUGUGUGGCAGAGACAAGAAAGGGUCAUUGGGUGUACUUCCAGCAGUGGUUUGGUUUACUACACUUUGAUAGCAGGAGAGAGAUACAAAGGAAGUAAAGCUUACAGUCCACUUUGUUUCAAAACAUGCAUUACAGUAUCUUAACAUGAAAAGUUAUGGUAAAAAGCUGUGAGAAUAUUUGUAAUAUUCUACAAAUACUGUAAACCACGCUAGAGGAUUAUCUUUACAAAAUCUUAUCAAAUUAAAACAAAAACCAACAAGUUGCAGCAUUUUGUAACAAUUUGUAAUGGCUAGAUUAGAGUAAUGCCUGGUGAUAAGAAAACUACUUUAAAAAUGUGAUCCUAGAGAAAUAGUACACAACAAAAAAGGCAUAUGCAAAAAUUACUUGAAACAAGUUGUUUUGCUUUAGCAAAAAGUCCAGCAAUGGAUUAUGCAAAAUUUACUUGACAGUAUUUCUUAAAAUAAGUUAAAUAAUCUUAAGUACACAUUUCUUGAUAAGCCAAUAAAUAUUACAAUAUGGAAAACAAGAUUUAAUGGCUUGAUAUAACUUUUCACUUGCUUAGAUUUCAUUUUUUGCUGUGAUAGUAGAGCAGCGGGAAACUGAGGUCGCUGUUUGGGAGUAUUUGGUAAGACUUCGUUCAGCUUUGUUGUUGCAAAUGUGAACACCAUGAAAUACACAGCUAAAGUAUAAACAAUUACAAAUAACUUUGUUGACCUUAAUAAUAAAGCCACAAAAAGCAAUUACUACAAAAUAUAACAAAAUAUUUUGAUGCUUCAGCUAAGCUAAUUGUCUAGCUGGUUAAGCAGUGUGUUACAGCACAUAAUUUUCCAUGUUGUUCUAUGGCAAUGGUGAACUUAAUAAUUUAUGGUACACUAGCAGUAACACUGAGGGAGGACUACAUAUUAAGAAUUAGAUAAAAUAAUCCUUAGUGAGUAUAGGUAGUAUGCAGGACAUAACAGGCUAUAGAAUAACCAUCUUCAAUUAUACAGUAUAUUCUGAGCAGCAACAUGUACUGUGAUAACUAAAAACAUACACUUGGUAACGUUUAAAUGAACACUUGUGUUGUUUCAGCUUUUGCACCCAAAGUUAAAGUUGAACAAAUUAACCAUAUAGCAACAAGGCUUUAUUCUUCUGCUAUGGGGAAAAUAAUAAUGUAAAUUUAAAUUUCUCAUAAUUUUUCCUAGGUAUAAUUCAUUAAAAUGAAAAUAAAGCAAACAAAUUAAGCACCACGAAAUUAGCAUUAUUAUAACAUUCCAUGCCUGCCUGUGUUUGUGAUCUUUGAAUACCACAUAGCGGCAAACUGCAAAUAAACUCUCAGGACCUUGUGAAGAUUUAGAAUAUUUUUCUGAAAGCAUCAGAGAUUCUGUGUUUCUUUCUUGCCAUGCUAAUUCAGAUCAGUCUUUUAUACGAGACCCUUGCACUGAAUGAAGCAAAUGUGUUUUCAGUUAUUUGCUCAAGAUGUUUACAGAUCUACUGGUUAAAUGAGAACAUUUAGUGUGGGUGGACGAGAGGCACUGGGAAACCAAUCUUUUAGUAUUAGGGCAGGAUAUCUCUGUGUUAAAUUGUGCAGUAUAAUGACUUUCAUUUGAGAUUUACUGCUUAUGUAAAUACAACCAAAAAUAAAUAUCCUCAAGUGACAGUUAAGAGCUUUUCAAUAUACUGUUAAUGUUGUGUCUUUUAUAUGGAAUUACAGGUUCAUAACUAUAGAAGUAUAUGGGUAGCCUUUUAAAAACACCACAGAAGUGUAUUUAUUAUAAAAUAUAUAAAAUUCCAACUUUUGCUAAGCAUGUUUGAGUAUAAAAUUCUUAAAAUAAUUAUUGGUUAAGGUUUCUAAAAUAAUGAGUGUAGAAAAACUGCUUCAAUAAAGAUUUCCAUAGUGGGGUGGGGACACCACUGACUGUAAACCAGUUUACCUUCCUAAGAGCUGGUUUGCUUAACACUAUACUUGUAAAUACAGUAUUUAACACUUUGUCUAAGUGUGUUUCUAGGUAAAUGUUUCAUGCUGUACUUGAUGUUUAUUGCCAGAGCGGAGACCACCAAAGGGGUGGGGGAUGUAAGGGAAGGGUGUUGAAGCACUUUCAACAUCCGUCUCAAAGAUGACAGCAAUACUUUACCUCACUUAAUUAUUUGAUGCCAGCUGUUUAGUGAAUGUUCAGCUGAAUCUUUUGUAGCAGGGAACAUUUCAUAUGUGGUUUAUUAAUUAAGUCAUAUAACUAAUCUGAUUCCACAACAGGGAAGCUGGAAGUAAGUGCUUGUCAGCAAUGUGAAUGUGUUUUUUAGGGGACAUCAACUGCUUUAAUUUCUUCAGCUUCUGCAUAUUACACUUCCUUUGGAUAGGGUUCUGGACAUUUUGUUCUUCUUUGAUUAUUAAUGCUGUACAACUAACGUCUAAUAUAGGGGAAAAUAUAACUAGUUACUGUAGCAAACAGCCAUGCUUUUAGAGUUUAAAUGUCCAGCUUAUACUCCAGUACCAUUCAGACACAUUUACUUAUAGCAGGAUUUAAAAUGUGUUGUUUCUGAGGCCUGCCUCUGCAGUGCUUUGUUUGUCAUAAAUCUUAAUGUUUAGGAGAAACACCAUCUUUGAUGCCUGUUAACCAAAGAAAAAAAAAGCAUGCAUCUUUCAUUUGGAAUCACCAAGACACAAAUACUUGCUGCCGAUAAGACACAGACAUCAUUAACAAAGCAAACAUUAACA
Messenger RNA from Erpetoichthys calabaricus (reedfish), 8836 nucleotides. It is a transcript of the gene tbkbp1, whose product is annotated as TBK1 binding protein 1. The record is from RefSeq and is a predicted model, not a curated record. The transcript is spliced from 10 exons. The coding region runs from base 137 to 2218 and encodes 693 amino acids. Gene Ontology annotation, biological process: canonical NF-kappaB signal transduction. Lineage: Eukaryota; Metazoa; Chordata; Cladistia; Polypteriformes; Polypteridae. Gene Ontology annotation, cellular component: cytoplasm.